GUGAACUUCCAAUAGCCCGCCAUGGUGUAUAGUCUGUGAUUCGCUUGAGUACUUAUUUAUCAAAAUUAUGACUUCAUCAGAAAUAGUGUACGACGACAUCAGCGCUCUACCAAUGAAAUACAUAAGCGAAUUGGACGAGCCGAAAUACCUCAUAGCAAGCGCCAAACUGGGAGACAAUCUGUGUCCUGACACCGAACCCAAUACAAAAUGUGGGGAGAUACUUUUAGAAUAUAAUCAAAAGUUUAUCCUCGUGUGUAUAUUAUGCACGAAUAAUUUCGAGACCUUAGAAGACUUCGGCAAUCAUGUGCGCAGUGAACAUUUGAAUCCUAAGACGUAUACUGAACAGUGUCCUUUGGUGGAGGAGUCGUUUCAGGAGGCUAAUAGCGACGGGGAAGUUUCACAGGAUUCUAAGGAUGACAUUUACUCAGUAGAAUUAGAAUUUUUAAAGGACGAGGACUGUGUAGAUUUGGAAGUAUUAAAUGAAAAAGAGUUCGAAACGCUAAGCGAUGGUGACAUGGAAGCAAACCAAGGCGACCAAGAGCUCGAAACUUUAAGCGAUGAUGAUCAACCGUCCGAUGGAGACGCGGCGCCAAACCAGGACGACCAGAACCUCGAAACCCUAAGCGAUGAUGAACAACCGUCUGAUGAAGAAAUGGAUCAACACCAAGAUGACCAGGACCUUGACGAAGGAGCUAAUGAAUCAUUAGCGUCAUUGAAGCUAGAGAAAAUGUUUUCCUGUACAUUAUGUAACGCGAAAUAUAGACACAAACGGUCAUACUUCGCGCACGCCAGAAAAGAGCACGGUAUCCUUACAAAGCGAAUGAAAGACAAACUGGAAAAGAAAGCUAACGAGGUCCUCCAGAAGGAGGGUGAUAGCGAUAGUGCUGGAAGUGGUCAGAUUUUCUCCUGCAAUUCAUGUAGCAAAAUCUAUCGGCAUAAAAGAUCCCUACGGUUUCAUGUUCUAGCAGUUCAUGGUUAUAAAUGCCUGAGUCCGAUUCCUAACGAAACUCAAUGCAGAUACUGCGGUGAAGGAUUCGAAGGAAGAGAGGAACUAGAAACACAUAUGGAUGAAAAACACUCAGGAGACAAGAAAUAUCCCUGCCCAUUUUGUGAUAGAUACUUUAGUACUCCCAAUGGUCGUCAAACUCACAUUUACAACCACACUGGCGAACGUCCUUAUAAAUGUCCGCAUUGUUCUAAGGCAUUUUCUGUGUCCUCCAAUCUCAAAAAGCACAUAGACGCUCACCUGAAGAUCAAAAAGUAUUCAUGCCAAUUCUGUGGGAAAUUAUUUGUUCAAAGUACCGAACGAAAUAUUCACGAGCAAAGACACACCGGCGACAAACCAUUCCAAUGUGAAGAGUGCGGGAAACGUUUCCUGACACAUACUCAGCUUUUACAUCAUCAUCGACGGCAUCAGAACAUUCGAAAAUUCAAGUGUGAAGUGUGUGACAAAGCGUUCUUUACCUCAACCGCUUUAAAGGAGCAUAUGGCCGGACAUUCGGAGGCUCGGCCAUUCGAGUGUACAGAGUGCGGACAGUGCUUCCCCAGGCGCAAGUCUUUGAGGCAACAUGCAAAUCUCCAUUCGAAAGUGAAAAAGUACGUUUGCAACACAUGUGGAAAGGCGUUCGCUCAAUGCGCCGGACUUUAUUCGCAUAGGAAAACUCAUGGAGAAAUCGUCAAGAGUAAAUCAAAACAUGAGUGCUUGACCAUGGAGUUUCCACCAACAAAAAUGGAUAAUGCAUCACAGUCAACAAAUCGACAACCAGAUGAGGUACUUGUUAAGGAAGAAUUCGAUGUGGAAGACAUUCAGGAAGCGAAAACUCCUCUGAAAUCGGAAGGGAACCAGAUGAUCCUUGCUUCGCCUGAUGCGAAAUGUGGUGAAGUGUUCCUGGGGUGCAAAGGUAGCUUCACGUUUGUGUGUUCAAUUUGUUCCAACUAUUUUGCGGAUUUGGAGGUCUUUGGCACUCAUAUCCGGGACCUGCAUCUUAAAUUCAAUACCGAACUAGGAGGCAAUGCCGGCGAGAAUAGGAUUGUUGAAAGUAUUCGACAGGAUCCCUUGAGUCAUUCACCGUUCAUGGGGAAACCUUGCACAGAAGAGGUUUUGUUGACCAGUACGCCCAUGGAAGAUGAAAAUGGGGAGGAGCCUAAAGUGGAAAAUUCAAAAAUUGCAUAUACAAACGGGGAAAGGAACCUUGAAGCCGAGGAUCGAAACUCACAAACACCAGAUGAAGCAAAGACAUUCAUUUCCUGUAGAUUAUGUGGAAAGACCUACAUACACCAUAGGUCCUACCUUGCACACGCGAGGAAAGUUCAUGGUAUUUUAACCAAACGCAUGAGAAACAAAUUGAGACGUGAAGCUAGAAAAUCGUCACAAGAUACCGUGGUCAGCCCAGAAGUACAAGAAAACCAAGAGGGAAACUCAGUCCAAAAUGAAAACGACGACUCGGUUAUGGCUGAAAAAGAAAAAUUCAGCUGUGCCCUUUGUAAUCGCUCAUAUAAGUACAGAAGGUCGUUGCGAUUCCACGUCAGGACGGACCAUGGUGAUGAAGCGUUAAGUCUCAUCCCCCGACCAAAACCUGUAGAAGAUUUGAAGCCAAUAGAUUCCAUUUACGAGGAAGACGGCGAAAGUUCACCUCUGGAACCAGAGGAAGAUCACCCCUGCAAUCUGUGUAACCGGAUCUAUAGACAUAAAAGAUCUCUGCGCUUCCAUAUUAAAAACGACCACGGAGAAGAGGCGCUGGGUCCGCCUCAAAGUGAAACAAUUUGUAAAUAUUGCGACAAAGAAUUUAACGAUGAGGACACUCUCGACAUUCAUAUUGAAAGCGACCAUCCUGGUGAUAAAAAGUACGUUUGUCCUCAUUGUUCGAGGGCCUUCAAAUGCAGAGCCACCCGACAAGAACAUAUUAACACGCACACAGGCGAGCGCCCCUAUAAAUGCCCGCAUUGCUCGAAAGGAUUUUCAAACUCAUCAAAUCUCGCCGUACACAUCCGGAUGCAUCUUCAAAUCAAAAACCAUUCCUGCUCAUUCUGUGGUAAACGAUUUGUAUCGAGUAGUGAAAAGAAACGUCACGAACGAACCCAUACUGGUGAAAAACUCCAUCAAUGCGAGGAGUGCGGGAAGCAGUAUGCAUCCCUGCAUAAGCUCAAUGAUCACCUGAAACGGCAUAAAAACAUCAAGAAUUUCAAAUGCGAUGUUUGCAGUAAGACAUUUUAUACAUUACACAUGCUUAAGGAUCAUAAAUCGGCACAUUCUUCGGAACGACCCUUCAGUUGUGAUAUUUGCGGUCAACGAUUCCCAAGACGAAGAGCAUUAAGGGUACACGAGCAACUCCAUUCCGAUGUUAAGAAAUACGUUUGUAAUACUUGCGGGAAGGCAUUUGCCCAAUGUGCUGGACUCUACUCACAUCGCAAGUCUCAUGGAGAAAUAAAAUAGUUUUAAUUUUAAGAAAUGUUAGGCUAAGCGAUGCAUGGUACAGAAAUGCAUAUCCUUGUUGAUAAA
This is a messenger RNA of Hermetia illucens (black soldier fly), 3499 nucleotides long. RefSeq names its product zinc finger protein 709-like. Gene Ontology annotation, cellular component: nucleus. NCBI's taxonomy places the organism in Eukaryota, Metazoa, Arthropoda, Insecta, Diptera, Stratiomyidae. Bases 68 to 3433 code for a protein of 1121 amino acids. The transcript has 4 exons. The record is from RefSeq and is a predicted model, not a curated record.